This is a messenger RNA of Sodiomyces alkalinus F11, 867 nucleotides long. RefSeq lists its product as hypothetical. Bases 1 to 867 code for a protein of 288 amino acids. NCBI's taxonomy places the organism in Eukaryota, Fungi, Ascomycota, Sordariomycetes, Glomerellales, Plectosphaerellaceae. The record is from RefSeq and is a predicted model, not a curated record. The transcript is spliced from 3 exons.
AUGAAGCUGUCUCUAGUGCCACUCUCAUUUCUGGUUGCUGCCGCCGUCGCUCAGGACGACGAUGAACCCCGAGGCGAGCAGCGGCCAAAGGUACCCCCUAUGCUCGAGUCUGUUACUUCAGCCGGAUGUUACAAAUCCAAGGGCGACUGGGAAGACUUCACCAUCCCGCUCUUCCUCAGCUCUGGCUCUUGCUCAGACUUGUGUAUUGAGGAGGAAGCCCUCAUUUCCGCUAUGGGUGAAGGGCUGUGCUGGUGUGGCAACACCAUGCCUCCCAAGGACGACCUUGUGGACGACGAAAACUGCAAUCACCCAUGCCCCGGAUUUCCCGAGGAGGCCUGCGGAGGCAUCGAGGAUGGCGUGUUCUGGUCGGUGUACAACAACGGCCUUCGGCUUGUCGUUCCCCACGAAGAGGCCGAAGAGUCACCCACGUCCACGGCCACGUCACCGACGAGCACCAGAGGUUCCACUCCCUCCUCCGCGACCGCAUCCGGAUCUGCCGCAGCAAGCCAGGGUGCCCAGGACGACGACGAGGAGGAGGGGGACGAUGAAGGCGACGGCGAAGGCGGUCCUAACGUCGCUGCCAUUGCAGCUGGGGUGUCGGUUGGUGUUGCCGUCAUUCUCGGCCUCCUUGGUUUCGGUUUCUGGUUCAUGCGCCGUAGGAGGAACCAGUCCAUCGAAGAGGAACACCGUCGCAACGCCGCCGUCAACUCGUUCAUUGCUGGCGCAAAGCCUCCCGGUAGCAGCGGCGGCGUCUCCAUGACCGAUUCCCGCAUGGACCCCGUCCUAGCUCACCGCCGGUUGAGCGACGGUAGCAUCGCCGACAACCAAGAUUACUCGCGCAAGAUCCUCCGGGUCACCAACGCAUGA